AAGUAAAUUGUCACCUACCAUUAAAUUCUCGAAUUCGAAUAAAGUUCGCAUUCUAGCUUGUGGCCGGUGAUCUAUUGAUAUGUCGAAGAAUGUAAUCAUAAUUGUUUAUAUAGCGAUUGUGGCGUGUGCUUUUGUAGCACAAGAUGUGAUCGGUAGGGAAAUAGAUACCGGAGCAUUGGAAAUAAACGAAGCACACGGAUGUAGUCCAAAGGAUCCUGCAGAAUGUAAGAAACAUGUAGCUAAUUCAUGGAGAAGAGGUUGUCUUGAUUAUGAUAGAUGCCGAUCCUUUGGGGAUGACGAUGAAGGCGAAGGCGACGACGAAGGGAAAAAGGGUCAAAAGAGUCAAAAGGGUCAAAAGGGUAAAAAUGUAAAAUCUAGCGGGAAAAAAACCAAAAAAAGGUCGAGAAAAGCUGGUGAUCAUUAGGUAUACAUAAAUAAAAUUUAUAGGGAAUAUUGUUUUGAUUAUUAAGGAGUAACAUCUUCUUCAUUUUUAAUAUAUGAUUUGAGGCAAUCAAGGCAGAAAUAAUUGUUUUUUUUUACAUAAUUCAUAAUCAAUAUAUUUAUGUUAAAUGCGUAAAA
Messenger RNA from Mercurialis annua (annual mercury), 579 nucleotides. RefSeq names its product protein RALF-like 20. The coding region runs from base 80 to 424 and encodes 114 amino acids. The transcript has a single exon. The record is from RefSeq and is a predicted model, not a curated record. NCBI's taxonomy places the organism in Eukaryota, Viridiplantae, Streptophyta, Magnoliopsida, Malpighiales, Euphorbiaceae.